Grammomys surdaster is the source of this 1776-nucleotide messenger RNA. RefSeq names its product 1-aminocyclopropane-1-carboxylate synthase homolog (inactive) like (gene Accsl). The coding region runs from base 1 to 1776 and encodes 591 amino acids. The transcript has 15 exons. NCBI's taxonomy places the organism in Eukaryota, Metazoa, Chordata, Mammalia, Rodentia, Muridae. The record is from RefSeq and is a predicted model, not a curated record. Gene Ontology annotation, biological process: biosynthetic process; amino acid metabolic process. Gene Ontology annotation, molecular function: pyridoxal phosphate binding; transaminase activity.
AUGAGUGAAAGCAGAAAUGAGGGUUCCAGCCAGGCUGCCAAGGCCGAUAGCAAUACCCAAACUCCGAGUAACUGGAAAGGUGCCCACCCCAAACUCAGGGAUCAGCUGAAGAAGAAGAAGAAGUCCUCCAAAAAGGUUUUCAAAAUACUGCAGGAGAAGAUGUUGAAGUUGCAGCAUGUCGUCACAGACCAGUUCUUGCAGUGGACAAACCAGCAGAUGCAGUGCCUCUCACUAGGAGAUCAGCAAUGCACAAGAGCCUCCAGGAAUCAGGAAAAGAAGAUGGGCCACUUACUGUCUCAGAUUGUCAACCUUGUAUGGUCUAACACUGUAAGGAAACUGAAGUUCCAAGUACCUCUCCCUUGCUCGGACUCUAGAUGUGCCAUCAAAGCUGGGCACCAGGCCCUGUCAUCUUGGCAGACUGGCCAACCCAGGCCUAGGCUGGGUGAUCUUGAGGCUGCCUUUGCCAGCUGCACCCUAUCCAAGCGUGGGACUGACAUCUAUGAGUUUUACCAUUUAAGCUUCCAGAGCUAUGACGCCUAUCAGACAGACAAAUACCACAAGGAUGAGAACCCUUUGGGCUACAUCAACCUUAGUACCAUCGAGAACAAGCUUUGCCUUGACCUGGUUACAGCAAGGUUGACUCAGAGUGACAUGAACUGUCUUGAUGAAGCCCAGCUGCAAUACUCUGACUGGAAAGGACAACCCUUCCUUCGGGAAGAGCUGGCUAGCUUCUUGACCCACUACUGCAAGGCACCUACACCUCUUGAUCCAGAAAAUGUGGUGGUUCUGAAUAACUGUUCCUCAAUCUUUUCUUCACUGGCCAUGGUUCUGUGUGACCCAGGUGAUGCCCUUCUGAUCCCCACACCGUGCUACAGCAGCUUCCCCUUCAGCUCCUACUUCUAUUCGAAAGUUGAGCUUGUUCCUGUCUACUUGGAGAGCCAGGUCACCGGGACCGACUCGUAUUCUUUCCAACUCACUGUGGAUAAGCUCAAGCUUGCCCUCACUCAAGCUAAGAAGGAGGCAAAAAAUGUCAAAGGCAUUGUGCUCAUCAACCCCCAGAAUCCUCUGAGUGGUGUCUACACUCAAUUGUCACUGCAAAAGUACCUGGUCUUCGCCAAGAAGCACAAGCUGCACGUGAUCGUGGACGAGAAUUACAUGCUGUCCGUGUUUGAGCCAUCUGCCACAUUUCAGAGCGUUCUGAGUAUAAAAGACUUGCCUGAUCCUAACAUGAUCCAUAUUAUCUGGGACACUAGUAAGGAUUUUGGCAUAUCUGGCUUCCGCCUUGGUGUUCUCUAUACACACAACAAGGAGGUAGCGUCUGCCAUGAAAGUUUUUGGCUACUACCAUGGUGUCUCUGACAUUGCUCAGUACAAGCUGUGGCGACUGCUCCAGGACAAAGAGUGGAUCAAUAAGGUGUACCUGCCUAAAAACCAUAGCCGGCUCCGGAAGGCUUAUAGCUAUGUCAUGAAGAUACUGGAGGACUUGAAGAUCCCUUUUUGCAACUGUGGCUCUGGCCUCUUUGUCUGGAUCAACUUGAAAGCUUAUCUGAGUCCGUGCACGUUUGAACAAGAGCAGAUUCUUUACCAGCGCUUCCAGGACAACAAGCUGUUGAUAUCUAGUGGCCAGUCCUACAAGUGUAUAGAGCCUGGCUGGUUCUGCCUUGUCUUCGCAGAAAAUCACCUUCAACUACAAGUGGGCAUGGAUCGGUUCUGCCAUGUGCUCGCUGAACACAAACAAGGCAUAACGGAAGAGCAGGAGCAGACAACUGGGACCUAG